ACGGAUAUUAUUAAACUCAUUGUAUUUCAUCGCAAUCUCUUUGGUUUGGCCGACGAGUUCUUGGGCCAGACGUCAGUUCCCUUAAACGAGUUUGAUAUCUACGAACGGCCCAAAAGUCGGUGGUAUGAACUCGAGGGCCGAUCGCAUAAAAAGACUCAGAAAUUUCGCGGAGAGAUCGAAAUUAGGGUCACGUUUGUCGUGAAAAACAUACCAAAUAUUAAACACAGCAAAAAGCGCAACAGUUUAGUGCAUCAAAGCCUUCUGGACAUCAGGGGUGCCCUCAAAGGCGACCAGAAGUCCGAUAAGCAUGAGUCGAAAGUGUCGACUUCCGGCAGAAAGUUCUCGAUGUCGGACAAUAUGAACAAAAUGCCAAAGUUUGCCACAAGAAGUAUAUCAUUCAAAUUAGACGCGUUUAACACUCGACGCAAGUCUUUGGUCGACAAGUUCUUGAAGAGACACGACUCGAGCCCACAGGAGACCACCGAUGAGAUGAGUGUCGCCGAGGAAUCGGUGCAAAGUGUGCACGACUUCCAAGACGUCCACAACGAUGUCAUCAGCGAAGAGAUGAGCCAAAGCCAGGAAGAGGUGCGACAAAUGGGCAGAAAUACUGACAACAAGAUUGUGAUUGAAGUGAAAAGUGAAUUCAAUGGUGAAGUGAGUGAUGAGCUCAACGACUCGUUUGAUGAGACAAAUGAUACCAAAACAGAGACACAACUCAAAGACAAUGAAGUGAUUAGUGAUUUCGAGACCAAUAUCAAAAUCAACGAUAAUAUAGAGACCAGAAGUAACAUAUCGAGUGAAUCAAAGUCAAGUCCGUGGAAACCACUUAAGGGAAGCCUAAAAAAAGCGUUCAGUAGUAAUAAUCUACUAUUUUUAAGCUCCAGUAGCAAUAAGCCGGUGCCUAAGUUGCCACACGACAGGGAUAGGUCGUUGACAUCCCCUGCGGAUGAUGUAAGCCCUCAAUCGGAAGUGGCAUACAAUCAUCGGUUUCACCCACAGAUACCAUCGCCGAUAGUGAACGACACUGUCUUAAGGCAGACAAAUAGGCAGAGAAUAUUAGCGGCCCUUAAGAAAUCUGAAAGACGGCAUACGAUAGACAUUAAUGAGAUUCUGGUGAACGCGAAGCACCCGAGCGUUGCGGUCGAGAAGAGGGCCACUCAGGCCUCUCCCGACUCCCUGUACUCGUCGUUCGAGUCGCUUAUUAACCGAAAACAAUCGAAAACAGAUUAUCGCCAAAAGUAUGAGGGACUCAACAAA
This is a messenger RNA of Oppiella nova, 1257 nucleotides long. NCBI's taxonomy places the organism in Eukaryota, Metazoa, Arthropoda, Arachnida, Sarcoptiformes, Oppiidae. The record is from the annotation of a GenBank genome assembly.